Messenger RNA from Colletotrichum paranaense, 678 nucleotides. RefSeq names its product ADP-ribose pyrophosphatase. Gene Ontology annotation, molecular function: ADP-ribose diphosphatase activity. Gene Ontology annotation, biological process: ribose phosphate metabolic process; nucleoside phosphate metabolic process. The record is from RefSeq and is a predicted model, not a curated record. The coding region runs from base 1 to 678 and encodes 225 amino acids. Gene Ontology annotation, cellular component: cytosol; nucleus. The transcript is spliced from 4 exons. Lineage: Eukaryota; Fungi; Ascomycota; Sordariomycetes; Glomerellales; Glomerellaceae.
AUGGAGGACACAAUGAAGCCUCAUGUAGUUUCAUCGGAGCCACUGGAGAUUGGAGAUGCUAAAUGGAUGACGUUGGUCAAACCUGACCGGACGUUUAGGAUCAAGUACAGAGACGUGGAUGGUAAAGACCGCGUCUGGGAAGGAGUUGAGAGAAAGACACGCGCAGCAGGCAGCUCAGUCGACGCGGUGCAUAUCGUUGCCGUGUUAAAGAAAGAAACUGGCCCAGAGCUUCUGCUUCAGCGACAGUUCCGCCCGGCUGUGGGCAAAAUCUGUGUCGAACUUCCCGCUGGACUGCUGGACAAAGGCGAAACCAUCGAACAGUGCGCGAUCCGCGAACUCGCAGAAGAGACAGGCUACGUCGGUACCAUCAAGCCGGAUUCGUAUCCCCUGGUUUCUCCAAGUGUGUCACGCUCAGUCCCUGUCUUGGCUGGCCUUCGAAAGUUGACUCUCCCUAGUUCGUGCUCUGUUAUGGUCCAUGUUGAUAUAGACAUGCAAGCAGAGGAAAAUCGCAACCCCAAGCCGAGCUUGGAAGAAGGAGAGUUCAUCGAGUGUUUCUCACUGGCCUUGACCAGCCUUUACGUCGAAUGUAGGAGGCUAGAGGCCGAAGGUUAUGCUAUCGAUGGAAAGCUCGGGUCUUUGAUAGAGGGCUUUCAAAUGUCCCAGGUGUGGCGGACCUAA